ACGGGCUCCCAGGGAGAAGAGCGGCCAGGAAAGCGUCCGUUCUGUUCGUUUGAAGGGUGUUAAUGCGAAGGCCCCGUUGGUCUCACGGAGGAACCACAAAGGAAUACACUUUUUGAACAAAUAAAAGGAUUGACCGCAUGAGAGGAAAGUUAAAGAGACGCCGAAUCUUGAGUAUGAUCUUUCGCUAUUUCGGUUGAGUACUUUGAGAAUCGAACCAGGAACUGUAAAUUUGAUGCAGAAUGGACGCUGAUAUAAACAAUUUAACGGAUUCCGACGGCCGUUUUUACUCAGAAGGCCGCAAUGAUGGCUUUGGUGUCUUCAUGGCUGUUCUCUACCCGGUGGUUUGCAUCGUUGGACUCGCUGGGAACUCUCUGGUUAUCGUCACCAUUUUGAAACUGGACAAAAUGUCAUCCGCUACGACGGUGUACAUUUUUAACUUGGCGCUAGCUGACGGGCUCUUCAUGGUCGGGCUCCCCUUCAUCGCGAGCCAGAACUGUCUGACCAAGUGGUUGUUUGGCAACGUGGCGUGUAAAGUGGUCAUGGUGCUGGAUGGAAUCAACCAAUUCACCAGCGUAUUCUGUCUCACGGUGAUGAGCAUCGACCGCUACAUGGCGUUGGCAGAUCCGCUUCGAUUCGCCUGUUGGAGGACGCCACGCUGCGCCAAGAUCGUCUCUGCUUUACUGUGGCUGUUCUCUCUUGUCACUAUCCUCCCGAUGGCGCUUCACUUCUCCGCGGAUCAAGGCUUAUGCAUCCCGGAUAUUAUUUCGGAAUUUUGGUGGCUGGGGGUCCUUUCUUACACGUUCAUUUUAGGAUUCGCUUUGCCUUUCACCGUCAUGACCGGCUUCUACACGGCUCUGCUUCUCACCUUGAAGUCACAGCAGCUCCGGGCUACCACGCCCAAUCAAGAUAACCACCGUCCGGAGAGACAGGUUACCAAAAUGGUGGUGGCGGUGGUGAUCGUGUUUGGCGUAUGCUGGCUGCCGUUUUACACCUUCAACUUCUGCUCCAUGUAUCAAACCGACGUCGCCUUUGCGAGAGCGUUUGAAUUCGUGGUUUUGCUGUCGUACUCGUGGAGCUGCGCCAAUCCAAUUCUCUACACCUGCCUCUCCGACACCUUCAGGAGCCAAUUCCGUGCCCUGCUCUGCUCGGCUACCAAGUCUCCCCCCAGCAUGCCUUGCAACACUGAGCGAUAUGAUCUCACUGUGACGGGGGUGCAGGAUGUCACGAUUUUAGCAUAGAAAGAAAAAGGCAGAACUCCAAUUUUCCUGCACACACGCAUGAAACCAUGGCAUAUGUUGAAGAUGGGGGAUUUGCCUCCAAGACAGAAAGAAGCCUUGUUUAUUGUCUUUUCUGGCAUUCUCAGCUGCUGGCCUUUAAUUAUGUCAAGAGAGACUUCAAAUUGGAUGAUAAAGUGAAUUUAUCCACAAGCUGUCAGGUAUGUCUUUCCAAGAAUAGGCAGAAAAAAAGACACCCUUUACCUGUGGAGCGUUAGAUCCCAUUUUGGGUUCUAGCCGAUGCUUGGCUCUUGACUUGUUAUAUACAGUAAACCCCGGAUAUAUCGGACUCGGAUAUAUCGGAAAUUCGCUCACAACGGACAGAUAAAAAAAGAACCAAUUUUUCUGUAAUGCAUUUCCAAUAAAAAUUCAUUGCAUAUAUCGGAUUUUUUAUAACGGAUUUCGCCUAUUUCGGACAAAAUCUCCAGUCCCGUUCCAAUGCAUUUCCAUUAAAUUUCCCUCGCAUAUAUCGGAUGGCCGCAUCGUGGUGCUCCGAUUCGCCGAAUCGUGACAGGCCGCUAUACGACGUCAUUUGCAGCGUUUGCAGCGUUGCCUGCGCGUCCAGGUACAUUGGAAACAUAGUCAAGGAAGUGCCUUUUUAUAACGGAUAAAAUCCGAUUUACGCAUAUACCGGAUAUAAAUCCGAUAUAUGCGUAAAACGGACAUUUUCCGGUAUACGCAUAUAACGGAUUUCGCUUAUAUCGGACAAAACCAGUGGGAACAAUUGAAUCCGAUAUAUCCGAGGUUUACUGUAAUUCUAAAGCUUAUAAAAAGUCUGACCACAAGGGGCGCUGCUAUUAUUAUUACGGCAUAUUUUGGUGACAGCUGGUGUGUAACUACAUGAAUGCGACGCCCACUUUGCCCUUAGCUAAAGCAGCACUCACCGUCAGAACGCAUUUAAACGCUGCAUAAAGCUUACUGUAGCAUCUUGCUUCCAAAGUAAAAAAAAAAAAAGCUUUUCUUAUUGCAUAUGACAUAUAUUAUUGGGAAAUUGACUGCAAUUAGAUAGUACACGCAAGGUAAAAGGGAAUACAAUGGACGUUUAUAAAAAAAAAACGAUGUGAGUGACAAUCUUAAAGAUGAAACUGAUGUAAGAAUGUUUGCCUUUGUUAUAAAGUGACUUUUGUUAAUAUGGGACUUUGACUUUAUAGCCGCUAUUACUGAUCAUAACGCAACAUACUUUGUAUAAUUGCUUUUCUUCUAUCAAUUAUGCUUUGAAAUAUUCUGCAAAUAAAACACCGUUUCUUGCAAAACAUCAUUUUGGCUCUUUUCUG
Messenger RNA from Doryrhamphus excisus (bluestripe pipefish), 2548 nucleotides. RefSeq names its product somatostatin receptor type 5. The record is from RefSeq and is a predicted model, not a curated record. Gene Ontology annotation, biological process: regulation of insulin secretion; neuropeptide signaling pathway; cellular response to glucocorticoid stimulus. Gene Ontology annotation, molecular function: somatostatin receptor activity; neuropeptide binding. Lineage: Eukaryota; Metazoa; Chordata; Actinopteri; Syngnathiformes; Syngnathidae. Gene Ontology annotation, cellular component: plasma membrane; neuron projection.